AAACGGAUAUUCAAGCGCUAGCCCAAAAAUAGCCUUUGCGGCUAUCAUUACACAUAUGCCUAGUGAUGUGCUCGGCGUGAAUUCACAAUAUUCAUUGGACUUUUGUCUAUAUAUAUAUAAUCACAUGGUGAAUGUGUUACUGUUGGUUAUUUAAAUGGUUCACACGUUCACAUCUUUACAACCCAACAACAAUUACUGAGCUAACGUUAGGUUAGCUCCACCGCUAGCCUAGCUCUUGUCGUUUUGUUGACGUCUGGCUACAGAAAAGUUUCCAGAGCCAUCGUUAGAGGGAACUGAGUGAUUAUGGCUGACCCAGCGCGGAUCAAAGUUGAUGACAUAUCUGAGAGAACGACCUCAGCCACUGAGGAGCACCAAAAAUCUGAGGAUACUGAAGGUGUAUCUGCCACAGCACCACCUGCACAGGAAAACAAAGACGCGUCCUCACAAGAUCAGUUAAAACAGGAGGAUAAACCUGAGACAGCAACACAAGAGGAUGAGGAGGAAGGAACAUCUGGUCAGUCUGCCUCUAAAAGGCUGAAGGUGGAACCAGAGAAGAAGAAGGAGAAACGCCACAAGGUGGAUGAGGAUGAAAUACAAAAGAUGCAGGUUCUGGUGUCAUCCUUUUCUGAGGAGCAGCUGAAUCGCUAUGAAAUGUACAGACGUUCUGCCUUCCCUAAGGCGGCCAUCAAGAGGCUGAUCCAGUCCAUAACAGGAUCAUCAGUGUCUCAGAAUGUAGUAAUUGCCAUGUCUGGUAUUUCUAAGGUUUUUGCUGGGGAAAUUGUCGAGGAAGCAUUGGAUGUUUGUGAAAAGUGGGGAGAUACACCACCUCUUCAGCCCAAACACAUGAGAGAAGCAGUGAGAAGGUUGAAGAGCCGAGAUCAGAUCCCCAACACCAAGUAUAAAAACAUUCUCUUUCACUGAGGCACCUGAGUUUCAGAUUGUGUUGGGGUGAUGGAGUCAGAAGAAGAAAUUUGUGAUGAAAACACAGAUAUAUGCCAUUGAAAUCUUGACAUAAAACCAUAGUUACCUUACUGCAGUCAACCUUCACUACCUGACCAGGCUCAGUAUUAGCUGAGGUCCUGAAGAUUGGUCAAAGUGGCAGGGAAGUAGAUCUGACACUCUGGGUCCUUCCACAGUUUAUCUUGACACUGUAGUUGUGAUGAUGUGACACAGUUGAACAGAUGUAAAGCUCAUGUAUUAUGGUUGUAAAUACAGUUUUAUAUGUGAAAAUCUGAAAUGUGUUGUCCUUGUGCUUUAGUUAAUUAACAACUUUGGAGAAAUGCUUUACAAUCUCAUGGUUUUCAACUUGUAUUUUUAAGAGGCAAUGAUUCAUGCCAAGGACUGUAUUUUGAUUUAUUUAGAACAGUUCACAAGCAAAAAGCAGUGAAAUUGUUAUAAUCAAAUUUGUUAUGUAUAAAUCAUAUUUCAUGUCUGACAUACACUAUAAUAAAACUUUUUUAGAUUUA
Messenger RNA from Solea senegalensis (Senegalese sole), 1466 nucleotides. It is a transcript of the gene taf11, whose product is annotated as TAF11 RNA polymerase II, TATA box binding protein (TBP)-associated factor. The coding region runs from base 304 to 921 and encodes 205 amino acids. Lineage: Eukaryota; Metazoa; Chordata; Actinopteri; Pleuronectiformes; Soleidae. The transcript is spliced from 6 exons. Gene Ontology annotation, cellular component: nucleus; transcription factor TFIID complex. The record is from RefSeq and is a predicted model, not a curated record. Gene Ontology annotation, molecular function: protein heterodimerization activity; transcription coactivator activity. Gene Ontology annotation, biological process: RNA polymerase II preinitiation complex assembly; transcription initiation at RNA polymerase II promoter.